Messenger RNA from Telopea speciosissima, 1541 nucleotides. RefSeq lists its product as uncharacterized. NCBI's taxonomy places the organism in Eukaryota, Viridiplantae, Streptophyta, Magnoliopsida, Proteales, Proteaceae. The coding region runs from base 11 to 1474 and encodes 487 amino acids. The record is from RefSeq and is a predicted model, not a curated record. The transcript is spliced from 2 exons.
GAGUGUAAAAAUGCCUUCUGCUUCAUCUUCUCCAAUUCUCAUCUCUAGAUGCACUGUUCUUCCAGAACAGAAAUCCUCAAUUGGGUUUCUCAAACUCUCUGUUUCUGAUCUUCCCAUGCUUUCAUGUCAUUACAUACAAAAAGGGCUUCUCUUCACUCUCCCUCCUUUCUCCAUCGACGUUCUCGUUUCUCUUCUCAAACGAGGCCUUUCUCAAACUCUCUCUCAUUUCCCACCUCUCGCUGGUCGUCUCAUCACUGACUCCAACGGAUACGUCCACGUGUCCUGCAACGAUUCGGGCGCUGAUUUCUUCCAUGUCAAUGCCACAUACCUCUCCCUCCGUGACAUUCUUUCUCCUCUCCAUGUACCUGAUUCCGUCAAGAAGCUUUUCGUCUUUGACGGUGCCGUCAGUUACGAUGGCCAUUUCAAGCCUAUAACUGCUGUCCAGGUGACGGAACUAGCUGACGGCGUCUUCAUUGGAUGCACCGUCAAUCACGCUGUGGUGGACGGAACCUCCCUCUGGAACUUCUUCAAUACUUUCGCUGAGGUUUGCAGGGGAGCGAAUAGAAUCUCUAACCCACCGGAUUUCCGCCGGAAUUUGGUGAAGGAUUCCCCGGCUGUUCUCAGAUUCCCUGACGGACCUCCUAAGGUGACGUUCUCUACAGAUGAACCGAUACGUGAGAGAAUCUUCCAUUUCAGCAGGGAAGCAAUUCUUGAGCUCAAAUCCAGAGCUAAUGCUCACUUGCGUAAAAGAAUUUUCCCCGUGGAAGCUGAGAUUCUUGGAAAGCAGAGCAACGAUGGUUGGAAGGGUAACAGUAACGGUAACGGCAAGAUGAUGGCUCUGUUAGAGAGCUUGUUAUGGAAGAGUAACGCCGUUUCGAGUAAUUCCGUAACGGAUACGGCGGAGAAGGAGGAGGUGGUGGUUUCAUCUUUCCAGUCCCUCUCUGCUCAGCUCUGGCGUUCAGUCACACGUGCGAGGAAGUUCUCGUCAACGAAAUCCACCACCUUCCGAAUGGCAGUGAACUGUCGUCACCGGCUAAAGCCACGUGUCGAUCCGUACUACUUCGGUAACGCAAUUCAGAGCAUCCCAACCGUUGCUACCGCGGGUGAAAUCUUGUCUCACGAUCUACGCUGGUGCGCUACCUUGCUACACCGAAACGUGGUGGCGUAUGACGACGCUGCUGUACGGCGUGUAGUGGAGGAGUGGGAGAAGAAUCCACGGUGCUUCCCGCUGGGUAACUUCGAUGGUGGAAUGAUCACCAUGGGGAGCUCACCUAGAUUCCCUAUGUUCGACAAUGAUUUCGGGUGGGGCCGACCGUUGGCGGUCCGAAGCGGUCGAGCCAACAAAUUCGACGGUAAAAUCUCUGCGUUCCCAGGGCGGGAGGGUGGGGGAAGUGUGGAUCUUGAGGUGUGUUUGGCGCCUGAAACUAUGGCUGGGCUGGAGACAGAUAUGGAAUUCAUGCAAUACGUAUCGUGAGAGGAGAGAAGUUCCACUAGUGCUCUUGCCACUUGUUACCAUGUGUUAUUAGUGUUGUAUUUUUAGG